AUGAGUUUAUCUUUUGAGACCAAGCAUAUCCAGGUUAAUGGUAUUAAUAAGAAGAUUAUAUUACAGAAUGAGAAUGGUCCUUGUGCUCUUGUGGCAUUGACUAACAUUUUACUUAUAUCUCCUGCUCAUGCUGCGUUUGCCACUGAUUUGGUUAAUUUUGUUCAAAGGAGUGAAAUUGUGAGUUUGCAAGAUUUAGUGCAAGUAUUGGCAAAUAUUGGUAUUCAAAAUCCUAACGGUGCUAAUGUUGAUGUUAAUCAAUUGCUACAAUUGUUACCUCAAUUGCAUACUGGUUUAAAUAUUAAUCCAACUUUUAAUGGUUCUUUUGCAGAAGGGAUUGAAAUGUCCCUUUUCCGUUUAUAUAAUGUUGGAAUUGUCCAUGGUUGGAUAAUUGAUCCUGAAGUUGACCCUAUAGCAUUUCAACAUGUCUCAAGAUAUUCAUAUGAGGAAGCUCAAACUGUUUUGGUUCAAUCUUAUGAUAUCAGUAAUGGGACUUUACAAGUAGCAAACCCGCAAGAAGUUCUUGAUGAUGCAUCCUAUAUUAAAUCAUUUUUAGCAAGGUCUGCUACUCAAUUAACUGAGUACGGGUUAAAGCAUUUAAGAGAAGUAAUUAUGGAGAACUCUUAUGCCGUGCUAUUUAGGAAUGAUCAUUUCGCUACAAUUCAUAAAUACAAUGGUGAAUUGUAUACAUUAGUGACAGAUUUGGGAUAUAAGAAUAAUACAAAUGUGAUUUGGCAAUCAUUAAAAUCUGUAAAUGGAUCACAGGAUAACUUCUAUACUGGUCAAUUCAUAUUCACCAACGCUGAACCUGAGGAAAGGCAAUUAGCAAAUGCAGUUUCUAAUCCAUUUAGUGACCAAAAUGAAGAUUCUGCCGUUCCGAUGAAUUUAAACCAAGCUGUAACCCAAAACAAUGAUACAGUCGAAGACGACGAAGAAUUGGCUCGUAGAUUACAAGAAGAAGAAGAUAGAAGAUAUGCUGGUACCAUGCAAAGAAGUUACCAAGCUGCCCAUGAGAAUUGGAGAGCCUCAAGACAGACAGAUUCUGAUUCAGUUAUCGACAACAAGAAAAUCCAAACAAAAGGGAAAGAAAACUAA
Vanderwaltozyma polyspora DSM 70294 is the source of this 1092-nucleotide messenger RNA. It is a transcript of the gene MIY3, whose product is annotated as Miy3p. Gene Ontology annotation, cellular component: cytosol; cell periphery. The record is from RefSeq and is a predicted model, not a curated record. The transcript has a single exon. The coding region runs from base 1 to 1092 and encodes 363 amino acids. NCBI's taxonomy places the organism in Eukaryota, Fungi, Ascomycota, Saccharomycetes, Saccharomycetales, Saccharomycetaceae. Gene Ontology annotation, molecular function: cysteine-type carboxypeptidase activity; K48-linked deubiquitinase activity; cysteine-type deubiquitinase activity. Gene Ontology annotation, biological process: protein K48-linked deubiquitination.